Molecule: messenger RNA, 2099 nt
Organism: Ictidomys tridecemlineatus (thirteen-lined ground squirrel)
Lineage: Eukaryota; Metazoa; Chordata; Mammalia; Rodentia; Sciuridae
Source: RefSeq, a predicted model, not a curated record
CCUUGCCUUGUGGCCCCAUUCCGGAGCCGGGCGGAUCUCGCAGCCAAUCUGUACCUUCGGUCCAGACCCCGGAGCCAAUCCCGGGCCACAUCCAGGCCCGCCUCCGGCCCGCCCCCGCUCUCCCGGUAGCUCCGCAACCUCCACCCCCCAUCUUGAGCGAUCUGGCGACUCUAGUCCGGGAUCCGCCAACCUUGCAGCCAAUCCGGGACCCGAGUUUAUCCCUCCUGCCUCCGCCCGGACGUUCAAAUCGUUUCCAAUAUUCCUCACUCCGUUGCGGGAUUGGAGCCCCGGGAAGCUAGCAUGAUUUUGGCCCAGAGGAGACUCUGCUCCCUUGGCAGUAGAACAGAAUUUCUAAAGACCAUUUAUUCUUCAAAGCUCCUUGGAUUCUCUACUUCUGCUUUUUGGAGGCUGAAAGCCAAAGAUCAAAGGUUAAGCAGAGUUAGUUCUUCCCAAGGGCUGCGUGGAAGAAUCUGUUCGACGUCUCUCCUGUCUUCUGGGCAUUUCGUAGCAGUCUUUGGUAUUCCUUGGUUUGUCUUUGCCUCAUCUAAGUUUCUUAGGAAAAUGUCUCUGAAAUUCAAAAAUUCGAAAAGAAUUGAAGGACUUGACCGUAAUGUAUGGAUUGAAUUUACUAAAUUGGCUGCUGAUCCCUCUGUCGUGAAUCUUGGCCAAGGCCUUCCAGAUAUCUCCCCUCCUUCAUAUGUAAAAGAAGAGUUAUCAAAGGUCGCUUUGAUCGAUAGCCUGAAUCAGUACACACGGGGCUUUGGUCAUCCGCCACUUGUGAAAGCUCUGUCCUCCCUAUAUGAAAAGUUUUAUCAAAAAGAAAUCAAUCCGAAUAAAGAAAUCCUUGUGACAGUAGGAGCAUAUGGGUCUCUUUUUAAUGCCAUUCAAGGGUUAAUUGAUGAAGGAGAUGAAGUCAUAAUAAUGAUCCCUUUCUAUGACUGCUAUGAGCCCAUGGUGAGAAUGGCUGGAGCAACACCUGUAUUUAUUCCCCUACGAUCUAAACCUGUUGAUGGAAAAAAAUGGUCUAGUUCUGACUGGACAUUAGAUCCUCAAGAAUUGGAAAGUAAAUUUAAUUCUAAAACCAAAGCCAUUAUACUAAAUACUCCACACAACCCCAUUGGCAAGGUGUACACCAAAGAGGAACUCCAAGUAAUUGCUGACCUUUGCAUCAAAUAUGACACACUCUGCAUCAGUGAUGAAGUUUAUGAAUGGCUUGUAUAUACUGGAAAUAAGCAUUUAAAAAUAGCCACAUUUCCAGGUAUGUGGGAAAGAACAGUCACAAUAGGAAGUGCUGGGAAAACUUUCAGUGUGACCGGCUGGAAGCUUGGCUGGACCAUUGGUCCCAAUCAUUUGAUAAAACAUUUACAGACGGUUCAACAAAACACUGUUUAUACUUGUGCAACUCCUUUACAGAUUGCUAACUCUAUAAACAGCAAUCCAUCUUCUGAGGAUUUACGCUACAGCUAUUAUCAGCACAUGCAAGAUAGAGAUAGACGUGGCUGUUUAUUGCAGAUGAUUGGGUGUAGUCCAUUACACAUCUAUGGACAGGAAGCCUUGGCUCAAGCUCUUUGGAUUGAUAUCAAGCGCAUGGAUGACCCAGAGUGUUACUUUAAUUCUUUGCCAAAAGAAUUAGAAGUAAAAAGAGAUCGGAUGGUGCGUUUACUUGAAAGUGUUGGCCUGAAACCCAUAGUUCCUGAUGGGGGAUACUUCAUCAUAGCCGACGUGUCUUUACUGGAUGCUGAUCUCUCUGAUAUGAAGAAUGAUGAGCCAUAUGACUAUAAAUUCGUGAAAUGGAUGACUAAAAAUAAGAAAUUAUCAGCCAUUCCUGUUUCGGCAUUCUGUAACUCAGAAAGUAAACCACAGUUUGAGAAGUUUGUGAGGUUUUGCUUCAUUAAAAAAGACAGCACCCUGGAUGCUGCUGAGGAAAUCAUCAAGGCAUGAAGUAAACCGAAGUCUUGAUGUAUGCAAACCACGAUGAGGGUUCCACUACAUGGCCUAGUAUGGACUUGUACUCAGUGCUGCCCCCUGCUGUGUGUUAAAAACUAAUAUUUCAGCACCAAUGAAUUUAAAUAAAUAUUUCCAUUGUUUUCCAAAGUUAA